This is a messenger RNA of Brassica napus (rape), 1255 nucleotides long. RefSeq names its product ribosomal RNA small subunit methyltransferase, mitochondrial-like. The transcript has 2 exons. Gene Ontology annotation, biological process: rRNA methylation. Bases 41 to 1096 code for a protein of 351 amino acids. Gene Ontology annotation, cellular component: mitochondrial matrix. The record is from RefSeq and is a predicted model, not a curated record. Lineage: Eukaryota; Viridiplantae; Streptophyta; Magnoliopsida; Brassicales; Brassicaceae. Gene Ontology annotation, molecular function: rRNA (adenine-N6,N6-)-dimethyltransferase activity.
UAACAAGGCAGAAUGAGUUUGACACCGAAAGAGAGUGAUAAUGCUUCAGAAAACAGUGGGCAGUAGUAUCAAAUCAAGUAGCUCGUGCUUAUCCUCCUUACUACUAUUUCGACGAAAUUCUCACUCGCGUAACGGCCAAGUCGUAGAGAAGAAGAAGCAACACGAUGGGUUGUUUCUUCAAAAGAGCAAAGGCCAACACCUUCUUACCAACACCAGAAUCCUCGACGCCAUCGUCCGAAGCUCAGAUGUCAGGCCCACCGACACUGUCUUGGAGAUCGGUCCCGGUACUGGAAAUCUCACCAUGAAACUUCUAGAAGCCGCCCAGCACGUCAUAGCCGUGGAGCUAGAUAAGCGUAUGGUUGAGAUUCUCCGCGCAAGGGUCUCUGACCAUGCUCUUCAACAUAAACUUACGAUUAUUCAGAAAGAUGUCCUCAAGACGGACUUCCCUGAGUUUGAUCUCGUGGUUGCUAAUAUCCCAUACAACAUAUCUUCCCCUCUGGUGGCGAAGCUUGUCUACGGCUCCAACACCUUCCGCACCGCCACGCUCUUGCUUCAGAAGGAAUUCUCCCGCCGCCUCUUGGCUAACCCUGGCGACUCUGAUUUCAACAGACUGGCUGUGAACGUGAAGCUUCUGGCUGAUGUCAAAUUCGUUAUGGAUGUCAGCAAAAGAGAGUUUGUUCCACCCCCUAAAGUUGAUUCCUCCGUUGUCAUGAUCACGCCCAAGGAGGUGAAACCUGAUGUUGAUGUUCGAGAAUGGCUGGCCUUCACUCGCACCUGUUUUGGGAAGAAGAAUAAGACGCUUGGUUCCAUGUUUAGGCAGAAGAAGAAGGUCAUGGAGCUGCUGAGUUUGUCCGAAGCUGGAAUUGCUACGAAUGCAAGUGAUGUUGUUGAAGAACAAGGGGAUAACCGUCUCUUGUGUUUGGAUACAGAUGCAAGUGUAUUCAAGGAAAGGGUGAUUGGAAUUCUGAAAUCGAAUGGGUUCGAAGACAAGAGACCGUCGAAGCUCUCUCAUGGUCAGUUAUUGCGUUUGCUUUCUUUGUUUAACCAAGCUGCCAUAUUUUUCCAUUCCUUACCAAUGGAUCUACACGAUUAUUGAUGCCCAGAUUUUGUUUUAACUAUUUAAAACAACAGCUGCUCUGCCUUUAAUCGAACCUAUUAAUUCUACAAGUUUUUAUUUAUGUAAUUGUAAAUCAAAAAGAAUGACACUGUCUUGUCUUCCUUGAGUUAAACCAAAUAAAAAGAUUAAAGAUGAUGA